Molecule: messenger RNA, 1591 nt
Organism: Helicoverpa armigera (cotton bollworm)
Lineage: Eukaryota; Metazoa; Arthropoda; Insecta; Lepidoptera; Noctuidae
Exons: 17
Coding region: 274-1506 (410 amino acids)
Source: RefSeq, a predicted model, not a curated record
CCCGUGCGAAGCCGGAGCGGGUCGCUAAUUUACUAUAAUUUGUAUUUCUUUACAGAAAACACUUCUCUACCAGUGAAGAUAAUAGCUGGAAAACCGUGCUCUUUGCAGUCGAACUACAAAUUUACUGAUGGAAGCAAUAUUACUAUAAUUUUGCAAUUCUCAAACGAGAAACAUUUCAUUAAUUAUGGAUGGUUGCGGCUAAGAUCUGAAGAGGACAAAGUACUAAUAAAGGAAACUUUGAAAGUUAAUUCUUCUAUCGUCGUGAACAAAACUAUGGCUGGUACAUGGGAAUUUGAAUUCUAUUACUAUCCAAAUAUGUCUGAAUUUCAACCAGAAAAGGCGAAAAUUCCACACUACGGAACGAACUAUUCUUCAAGUGAAUGCAGAACUGUUGUGGAAAUUCUUAAUGCCACAAAACCAGUACCGUCAGAUGACAAGUAUAUGAUAAUAGGCGCUGUAGCGGGAGUGUCCGUACUCAUAAUAUUAGCUCAAACAGCUUACAUCGCCGUAUUGAAAGCAAAAGCUCGAAGUUUGAAUGCCCAUAAACAUAUAUCUAAGAUAACACCGGAAACUGAUGAACAUGAAACAGCACGCUACUGCGCGAACCCAGUUCCAAAGGCUUUGAAGAUCGCGGCUCCGAGGGAUGAUGAUGAUGAUGACGAUGAAGCCAUUUACGAAGCUCCUAAUAUUGACUUGAAUGGACGCAUUGGUUUGCAAGUACCCCAGCCUCCAGCUGUUAACACAAUACCUCGUACUCCAAGAACAGACCACAAGAUCAGAGUUGGUCCUCCAACGAUGCUACCACCAGGUCUGAAAGAGAACCAACAGCCUACCCUCCCAAGAGGGAGAUCAAACGAUCGAGAAGCGAAUUUGGCGAACCGGCCACCUCUGCCAUUGCCCAACCAACCUCAAGAAGUGUAUGAGGAAAUGGAAUCUGAGGAUGUCUACGAACCACCUCCUGUGAACCCCAUGCCACCAAGACUACCCAAACCUCCAAAGAAGGUGCCUACAGGCAAACUCCUGGACGUGAAGGAAAAUACGUUGAAGCUCAAACCCGUGAACAAGCCUCCGGUCACCCCCAAGCCUGGGAGACCAAGAUCCAUUGUGAAUUCUCCGGGAAAUGAACUGGAACAAGUUCUAAAAAGAAGAAACAACGCAGUGGAACAACAUACUACUACUCCUAAAACCAAUGAAUUGGAACAAGCUCUACGGAGAAGAAAUAACGAUAUGCAGACUUCUGAGUUAGAAGCAGCAAUGAGAAGGAGAAACAAUGUUGCGCCAGUCCCAGUAACAACUAUUCCCGAGCCUUCUCGAUUGAAGCCCAGUUCCAGACCACCUCCUCGAAGCCGAACAGCCGAGCAGUCGAAGCCUAGAAGUCCACCAGUGCCUCAACCAAUGCAAGAAGAAAUAUAUUUCAACGAGAACCGAGAUUCGUCCGAUGAAGAAUGGAAUUAUGAACCGCUCAAACCUUAUACUAAUUACGAUCCUAAUAUAUACAACAUUUAGUAAUAUUUAUUGAUAGAAGUUAUUUAACCCAUCUAUUGUAAAAUUAUAAUUAGGGAAAGUUUGUUUGUACAUACAAGGCUCCGGG